AUGGACACCAAAGUCGAUGAGACCAGCAUCUCCCGACCUGUCGUGACCGACAUCCCUGAUGACUACAGGCAGGAUGGCUCUUCGGGCUCAACCAGCGAUGGUAAUGGACUCAUCGAGGACCAGCAGCACCCCGAGCUGGACAAGCGUAUCGUCCGAAAAAUUGACCUGAGGUUGUGCACAAUCGCCGGCAUCCUGUGUGCACUCGACCUUAUCGACAGCGGCAUCAUGUCCAGCGCCUCGGCCACAUCCAUGCCCCAGGAUAUCGGGCUAGUCGGCAAUCGCUACUCGACAGCGGUGUGGAUCGUCACUCUGGCCCAGGUCGUCUUCAAGCUGCCAGCCACGAUCGCCCUGCGUUUUGUCGGACCGCCCAUCUUCUUCACGUUCGUGACCAUCCUGUUUGGGCUCAUCACCUUGUGCAUGGCCUACGUAGCCGACUGGAGACAGAUGAUCGCAUUGCGGUUCCUCAUGGGCUUAGCGAUGUCUGGAAUUUAUCCUGGACUGGCCUAUCUCAUCUCCUCGUGGUACCCGCGCAAGGAACAGCAACUUCGCUUUGCCUACCUUCAAUCCGGCCAGGUAAUUAUCGUUGCGACUGGCAGCAUCGUCAACUACGGUCUCAAUUUCCUGGAUCAUUCUCAUGGCCUACGAGGUUGGCAGUGGAUGUUUGUGGUCCAAGGGGCCAUCACCAUGUUCAUCGGAGUCGUGACGUACCUCUGGAUCCCUCAUUUCCCGGAGAAAAUCUCUAAAACACGCUGGUUCCUUACCCAGGCCGAAGCAGACGAAGUACUUGCUACUUUGGACAGGGAAAGCAAAGACGCCGGGGCGCCUGAGCCUUUCAAUAUGUCGGCAAUUCUCAUGCCGUUUCUGGAUAUCAAAAUAUAUGCCUUCAGCAUCCUGUUCUUUCUCCAGAACGUCGUCUCGACCGCCUUGUCCUACUUUAUCCCCCAGAUCCUCAUCGGGAUGGGAUUCACGUCGGACACUUCGAUCUUGCUGUACGCGCCGCCGUACUACUAUGCAGUCAUACCGGUCAUCAUCACAUCUUUCAUUGCCGACCGUGUGGCACUCCGCGGUCCGAUAAUCAUCUUCAACGCUCUGUGUCUCAUCGUGGGCAUGUGUAUGCUUGGGUUUCCUAGCAAUGUCGCUGUGCGCUACGUUGGCGUGCUGUUUGCUACCGGUGCUUAUGUCUCGAACUGGGCCGCAAUGAAUGCUUACCAAAUGAACAACAUCACGGGCCAGUGGAAGCGCGCCACCGUGGCAGCGACGGUCAGUGGCUGCAAUGCACUUGGUGGAAUUGCAGGAUCAUACAUAUUCAGGGCUGAUGAGGCUCCAUGGUACCCCACUGCCAUCUGGAUUAGCAUUGGGAGCCAUAUCUUGAUCAUCGGAAUUGUCAUGUUGUGCGGUGGUCUGUUCUGGAGGGCCAACAAACGGGCGAGCGAUGGCAAGGGCGUCAUUGAGGGCGUUGACAGCUUUAGAAAGUCUCUCCUAGAAUCCAUCGAGGUUCCUUACAGCUGCACAAGCGACUACGAUGGAGGGCCGAUGCUCGAGUACCCGUCUCGACGGGGCUGGGAAAUCAAGUACUCGCCGUAUGGCAUCAGGUACCUGGACGAGAAUGGAGUCAAGCCAAACAACGCAGACUUGGAGGCUUUCCUCCAGACCUGGCUGUACUUUGGAUUUCUGCACGAGGUGUUCGGUGACUUCGCAGAUAUCAAGUCCUUUGUGACACAGAAUACACAGGGCAAGCCUGUGGUGACUACUGCUCCUCUGGAAAAUUGUUUAGGGGUCGUGUUCAAGCGUUGGGAGGGUUACUUUAAGUCGCAAGACCCGGACGGUUUGAAGGCCAUCUUGAGCGUCUGCCAGCUGAAUCAAUUUGAAGUUGAUGAGCGAAUUUGGCUAUCAAUCGCCAUUCUCAGCGAGACUUUGGAACGCAUACGUACAAAUCAUUUUCUCCCACCGGUGGACGAAGAUACUGAACGGAGCCUCACUUGGCGGGCCCCCGGAAACCCUGUGUUCGGACAGUUUCUUGUCGACGAGAUGGCGCAGAAAGGAUGGUGUCCUUUCGACAUCGACAGGGUUGAUAAGACGACAACUUCAGCGACAUUGCUCUACUACCUGGCACACCUACCGCCCCCCAGGCCGGACGCGGACCAUUCGCUCUGCACGAAAGACGUCUGCACGUCCAUGUCGAUCAACUCCUCUUACCAAACGAAGCAUGUUGCAAUGGGUUGCCCUUGCGAGUCAGAAUUCUCAGACACCCCGAAUGUCAUGAAAGCUUUACAAGGCGACGAAGUCCCUCUCAUCCAAGAAAUGCUCCAGGUCAAAACAGUCGAGCAUCCUUCAAUGGUACCAGGUGGUAAGUCCACUUGGGUAUACGCGGAAACCAAGGAUGUAGACCCAAAGUUCCGAAUCAUCGAGAGUGGAGAAGGGAAGAAAUUCGUCGCGAUUUCCCACGUCUGGGCGGAGGGCCUAGGAAACCCAAACGGCAACUCGCUUCCAGCAUGCGCUUUGAAAUGGAUUUCAGACAAAGUGGACCAGUUCGAAUUUCAGACCGACCAGCCUGGGGGGUACCAACGAGAGUGGACCCACGAUGUUGAUGGCCUUUGGAAGAUGCCCUUCUGGCUCGACACGAUUUGUGUGCCGGUGUCCCCAGCGGAAAUGUGGACAAAAGCCAUGAAUCGUCUCCGCAAGCCGUACCAGGAUGCCGCCAUUGUGCUCGUCCUGGACUCGUACCUCUAUACACAGGAUUCAAGGGAGAUCGACGCCACUGAGGCGUGGGCGCGGGUUCUUUGCUGCAGUUGGUCCCGCCGCCUGUGGACCUUUCAGGAAGGCCGUCUGGCGAAGCCGGGGCGCCUGUGGAUUCUGUUCAAGGACCGCCCGAGGUCUAUGGAGGAUCUUUGGUGUGAAUUUAAGGAGUGUCUUGCCACCGAGGAGCUCACAACUGAGCUGCAUCUCAAGUGGCGCGGCAGUAACGUUAUACGGGGACUGGCGGAGACUGGUGGUCCAGUUUCCGAGAGCACACUACUGAACUUUAGGCCCGAGCCCGACAUUUGGGACAUGCGGGAAUCGCUCAAGGCCCGCGCAGUGAGCGUGCCGGCAGAUGAGGUGCUUUGCCUCUUCUGUAAUAUGGGCAUGGACAUGGAGCUUGUCAUGCGCACGCCGCCCGAGGACAGGUUGGCUGUCUUCUGGAGGAAUGUGAAGAAAAUCCCAGUCGGGCUGGUCUUCUCGACGGCGCCGGAAAAGAUGACUGUUCCCGGGCUCCGUUGGGCACCUAAUUCUUUCCUGGGGAAUAUGGACCGCGCGCAAUGGUAUGUUGAGCAAUGUCUUCGGCCUCGAAGGGACGGCUUUGUCACAGAAUCCGGGUUGCAGAUCCAGGUUCCUGCCCUGAUGUGUGACCCGAAGCUCUUGCUCUGGGACGAUUCAUACGAGACGAUAUUUGAGAAUGACGUGGCCCCUGUAAACCUCAGGGAUGAAGAAGGACACUGGUAUUUCGUCGAGACGCGUGCCUUUUGGAAUCAAAGUCGAAUGGAACAACCCAAAGAAAACGAGAGACUGGCUAUUCUACAUGUUGAGCACAUCGAGAACCUCGACAGCAACCCAUCAGGCACGAUGGGAAAGGCUCCUGACCCUUUUGAUUUCAAGUUAUCGAUACAAGCUCUUCUGGGCGUUGUGGAAGAGCCGAUAUCAGCCGAGGAAGGAGGGGGUGGGGAAGAGACUCGGAGCAGCAAUGAAGGGGCGAUGGCCGUGGGCAGGCCACCUGGUACGCCUGAUCCCAGAGACUUGCCUCGUUUCCGAGGCUAUCGGCACUUGAGCUUGCACAGAUACUCGGACGCUUUGUGCCGCUACUUUCGCGCUGUCGCUUCUGCAGUAGAGUUGUUUGUGGCUAUUGAGUGCGGGUAUCAAGUGCGUUGUGUUGACGACUCCGGAAAUGAAGUCGAUCUACUAUCGAUGAUCUUUGAGCAACAACCAGAGGAUACUACGGGUUCUGCCUCAGAGGAGGCCGCUUGUGACAGUGAUGUACAGGAUAGUGGACCCGCACAAACUUCGAGUCCCAGAGAGCUUGUCCAGAAACUCGAAGAGGUGCAACUUGACCGUCCAACCGAAGACACUGACAAAUUAACAAAAGAAGAGAGAGAUGCUGAUAUUUUCGAGAGAAGAUCGGAACUCUCCGGGUCGGAUGAUCAGAGCCUGGAAGACGAGGAUUCCAACCGCGAAGAGUCUGGGACAGAUGAUGAAGACGAGGUGGAAACCUACAGAGAGACUCCAGACACAUACACACUCAAGGAAUCAAGCCGUGAUCUUUGCCAGAAGUUCGCCGACAAGUUCGCUAGAUUCGACCCACGGACUCGUGACAUCACGCUCGCAGUGGGUGUCAACCGCGGCAGAGGCGAGGAGGCAAGCUACGAUCACUUCGCGAAGUUGGCAAGGUUUCAGCUGCAGAUGAGAAGGAGGAACGGAAUGAAGCGGCUGAAGCCAGAGACAUGGUGGCUCAUCGACUGA
Messenger RNA from Diaporthe amygdali, 4491 nucleotides. RefSeq lists its product as uncharacterized. NCBI's taxonomy places the organism in Eukaryota, Fungi, Ascomycota, Sordariomycetes, Diaporthales, Diaporthaceae. The transcript has 3 exons. Gene Ontology annotation, biological process: transmembrane transport. Gene Ontology annotation, cellular component: membrane. Gene Ontology annotation, molecular function: transmembrane transporter activity. The coding region runs from base 1 to 4491 and encodes 1496 amino acids. The record is from RefSeq and is a predicted model, not a curated record.